CGAAUGACGGCCACGUGAGCGUUGCCUUGGUGUUAAAUGAAGCUAUAACGACUACAUGCUAGCAUUAGCUUCGGUAUGCUCCUGAACCGAAAUGAACAGCAAUGACAUUUGUCUGCUUCUUGGAGCCACUGGCGUCGGGAAAACGUUGUUGCUGAAACGUCUACAAAAGCUCAGUGUGCAUGGAUUAGAGGAACUGGGUGAGCCUCCUUCUACCCUACCUACAGUUGGAACCAACCUGACAGACCUGAAACUGAAAAAGAAGAAGGUGACAUUGAGAGAGCUGGGAGGCUGCAUGGGUCCUAUAUGGCCAAGUUACUUCAAAGACUGCUCCUCUGUAAUUUUCAUGGUGGACUCAGCCAACAUUGCUCAGAUAUCCGCCUCCUGUAUCCAGCUGCUGUCAGUUCUCUCCGCUGAGCCUUUGCACAAUGCUUCUGUGCUUAUUCUAUUCAACAAGAGGGACAUGCCUUGCACUAUGAGUCUCAUAGAGAUAAAGUCGCUGUUCAGAAUGGAUGACAUCAUUGCAUCUGCUACUCAGCCGAUCACAACACAGGAACUCAGUGCCCGCUCUGGACAGGGACUUCAGGAGGUGCUGAGUUGGCUGGAGUCCAUCACAGUCAAGUGAAAUAUCAUAUGUUUUCCUUAUGAAAAGAUGCUUCUGCAACAGGACUUUGAAUGAUCUUGCUUUUUGGCAAGAUAUGUCAGUGUUCAAAGACAAUUUACACACAGUUUGGAUGGACUUAAUAAUGUGUUUAAAAAACUGGUGCUGUAUCUUUGGUUCCAUAUAAAUAUGGCUACUGUUCAACAAUGUGAACGGGAAAAGCAAUAUAUUAGUGAUAUCAUGGCAGGGUGUAAUGAUUAUUAAGUACUAUAACUCUUGUUAAACUAAUACUACUGUAGGUCUUACCUACAGUUAGUAUUUGUUUUACUGGUCACCUUUACUAUUUAAAUGCCACAGACACACUGCUGGAAUUUAUGACUGACUGCAGUGUGAUUCUCAGGUCUAUGUUAAGACUUGUAUUAUGUUAAAACAAAAUGAACUUUUACAAUUACAUUUUAAUUGAUAGUUAUUGUAAGAAACACAUGUAAGAAGAGCUUGUCAGUGAUGUCUGUAUGUGAUGCAGCAUAGUGGCAUGAGUAACUACCAGCAGGGGGCAUAACGUUAACACAUACUGAAACUAAAACUAUUGUGAGGCUGAGAUUUCAUAAUGUCAUUACAAUGCUUUGAUAUCACAGAAAAUGAGAACAUACAAAAUAAUACCACCAACUAAAGAAUGACGCAGUGUUGCGAUUUCACCCUUAUAUUUGAUGAUUCAGUGGUUCACAAGCAAUGCAUAACACUCUUGAUUAUUACAUUUCUCAUGUUUUCUUGCUUAUUGUCAAUUCUGAAGCACUUCCUCCAAAACUAUAAUUUCAUUCAGUUAAGCCCAGCAAUUAAUUCCCCUAGAGAAUAAUAAUGUACACACUGCUGUUUCUCAUCAGUUCUGAUGCCAAGAGAAAUCCACAAUCCCUCCAACUCUCUUGUGUCUUCACAGGAAUCAAUUUUUUUCUUUUUGCCUAUGACAGCAGAAGUAUUGUGCAGAAGACUUGUUGCCUUCUUCUAAAGCCAUAGUACAUUUGCCUGGUAAUUGUGGCUAUGUGAACAAUUAACAAACUGUGCUUUUGUGUAUGUUUUGUCUAAAUUGAAGUCACAAAAGGUUAUGGCCUUAGAAGGUUAACAUGACACUAAUGGUUUCUGAUAAAAAAGGGGUUAUCACUUGUAUGUACCGUACUAAUGCAAUCAUGACAAGAGUAGCAGGACAGAUUGUUGCAUUGGAGGUUCGAACCAGCGUGCAUCAAUCUAAGGGUAGCUAUAUUAUAACACAUUAUAAAAACAACAAGUCAUACAAGUCCUUUGGGCUGAAGUUCAGUCUUUGAUUAGAAUUAUAUUUCAAGAGCAAAAUCAAAUAGCGUUCCCCUUUUUCUUAGAUUACAUUUCCAGUUUAGUUGAUCCUCAUAAGAAAGGGUUCUGGCUGCUCUGUGCAGCCUGUGAUCCGUCGGUGCUGGAUGAAGAGAAGGGCAACAAGGGCUCAGGGAGGGUCCCCAGCAGGCCCAGACCCGGCUGGGUGGGGUGAGUGAGUGACAUAGGGAGGCUAGUAGGCUGGUGAUUCAUAGGCAGGGGCAAGGAGGCACUGUAUGGAAGGGAAGUGCCCUGAGGCGCCGAAGAUAUCGGGCCACAGCCCAAUUGAUUCAGAGUUAGUUUGGGCUGCUCAGUUUGGAAUGGAUUGUUGGGUGAAGGAGCACUCAGCCCUAGACAGAAAGAAACAACAGAAAACUAUUAGGUUUGCCCCAAAGGAAUACUUCCCCCACAAAAUGACCAUUUGUAUAACAAAUACUCAGGGUUACAAGAAUUGUUGAAGAAAACGCUGUUUAUUUUUACCAAAACCUUUAUAUUUUUUAUUUUUUAACAGUUACACACUAACGUUUUAAGCAAACGACUCAAUGUAUUUGACUGUGAUUAUACUGCAAGAGUUGUGCGAGAGUUUGUAAAUGGAUCAUUGAUAUGGUUGUGCUACUAUCAAACACAGCCCCAAUUUAAUUGAUGAAGACGUUUUUUUCCCUCUAGAUUCGGCAUAAAUCUAAGAAAAUAAAAUUGGAAUAGAUCAAUCUACACAUAACUGAUAUAAAAUUAGAGUUUCAUCUAAUUUUAUAUAUCUUGACUUCCAUGGUCUUUCCCUUGUUAAACUAAAAUAGCAUUGCAUA
Eleginops maclovinus (Patagonian blennie) is the source of this 2739-nucleotide messenger RNA. It is a transcript of the gene arl16, whose product is annotated as ADP-ribosylation factor-like 16. Gene Ontology annotation, molecular function: GTP binding; GTPase activity. The record is from RefSeq and is a predicted model, not a curated record. Bases 92 to 622 code for a protein of 176 amino acids. Lineage: Eukaryota; Metazoa; Chordata; Actinopteri; Perciformes; Eleginopidae. The transcript is spliced from 5 exons.